Messenger RNA from Oppia nitens, 1042 nucleotides. RefSeq lists its product as uncharacterized. The transcript has 3 exons. Bases 133 to 957 code for a protein of 274 amino acids. The record is from RefSeq and is a predicted model, not a curated record. Lineage: Eukaryota; Metazoa; Arthropoda; Arachnida; Sarcoptiformes; Oppiidae.
UUGAUUAAAUAUUUACAUUAUUGAACAUCUUUUCAAUUUUAUUCAAAUAUUUAAAUAUUUUAAAGGAUUUUUUACAAAUAUAAAUAUAGUUUAUCUUAAAAUAAUAUUGACAUUAAAGUUUAGUGAUAAAAAAUGUCAUCAAAGAUAUGUUUUAUGUUAUUAUUUAUGAUUAUAUUAAUGUUGAGCCUAUCGUUGGCCAACAGUCAACGGACACAAUCUAAUAGAAAAUCCAAAAAACAGUUUCAAAACCGAUUGACUGUCGACAACACAACUGAUGGAAAUAGUUUUAAUAACAUAACUGAGUCCAAGUGUGGCAAAGAUUCAUACAAAGAGUUGGAUCAUAUGAUUGCCCGCAUUACGAGUCCGACCAGUCGUUUCCCCGAAACUAUUCAAGAGUUGCACAUUAGAUGCGAGAACCGAACUCAUGUAUUGAAUAAAUUAGAAGAUUUGAAGAACCAUUGUAUGGAUGGUAUGCUUAAGCGUAUAGUGUCUGUAAUGUUGUACUCAAUUAGACGCCAACGGAAAGGUAUGUGUCGUAAAAAACCAAACAAGAAAAUGGUUGAACUCAUUAGUGCCGGCAAAUGUAUUAACUCCGGACGACCCGAAGCUCAAAAAUGUAUUGAUGAGGCCAUGAAUCAUGUGGUGGGCAUCAAACACGCCACCGAUGACCGCAUGAAAAUACCAUUUAUUUGUUGUACUUUUGUUAAAUUGAAAUCUUGUUUGAUAUCAAUUGGUCACAAAAACAAACAGUGCACUGAAGAGCACAUCAACUUAUUGGUCCGUCGCUCGGAACAGGUAUCCAACGGUCCAAUGAAUAUGGCGUGCGGUGACUAUAACGAAGAAACUGAUAAAUGCGAAAAACUUGAAAUACCUAACCGUCUAAAGGAUGAACCCAUACCUAAAAGCUUUUUAAUGCCUUUAGUCGACAUUUUUGAUAGCUUUAAUGAAAACAAAUAAUAUUGGUUUUUAAUAAUUUUUAAUCUUUUAAUUACUUAUAAGUGACAAAAACACAUAUUUAAAUAUUAUAUAAAUAACUGAAUAU